Messenger RNA from Salpingoeca rosetta, 11988 nucleotides. Its product is annotated as dynein heavy chain isotype 7C. NCBI's taxonomy places the organism in Eukaryota, Choanoflagellata, Craspedida, Salpingoecidae. Gene Ontology annotation, biological process: microtubule-based movement. Bases 1 to 11988 code for a protein of 3995 amino acids. The transcript is spliced from 65 exons. The record is from RefSeq and is a predicted model, not a curated record. Gene Ontology annotation, cellular component: dynein complex. Gene Ontology annotation, molecular function: minus-end-directed microtubule motor activity; dynein light intermediate chain binding; dynein intermediate chain binding.
AUGCCAAAGCCACCAUCGAGGCGCGGCGGUGAUCCUGCUGCUGCCAUCAAGCCGCAUCUGCCACCCAUCCCAAGACCAGAUGACCUGCACAUGUCCACAGCAAGAAGGCGGCAGCUGGAGCAGCGCAAGGGUACCCGCGCAGAUGAGCAGACCCUGAAGCAAACAACACAAUGGAAGCAGAAGACAGCGCAGCGGCAAAUGCUCCAACACCUGGUCGCGGAUCAGGUGGCCCUGGUUGACUACAGCACGGAGGAAACGCUGCGCCGCCGCCCAGCAGGCAGCGCUCCCCCGGAGCUGCCAAAGACAAUGAUGUCCGAAGCCCGCAAAGCAAAGCUGAGCUACCAGCGGCGGCGUGAGAUGGCCAUGCAGGGCAAAGUGCCUGGCAUGGGCGAUGACACGUGGCAGUCAAUCGUUGGUCGCGUUCCCGAGAAACUGCGCAACCACCACACCAUCCCUCGCCAGCAGCGGAACAAACACGAGAAGGCGAUGGUUGCGCUGAACGAGGCGCUGGAAGAGGAGGUGAAGCAGGGCUACGACUCGGUGCUGCGCCGCCUCAUGGUUGCGGACACGGUUCGGCCUCCAAGUGGAAUCGACGCUGAGGACGACAUCCGCCCAACGCCUCUUGAAGAGGGCAAGGACUUCUCGACGCCGUGGCGGGGCCGGUUUGAGGCGAACAUGAGCGCGCUAUCCACACACCUGAACAUCACACACCCGCUGCUGCUGCGCAUGAAGGCGCUGUGGCACACGGCCACGUUUGGCAAGCGGCCCAUCUCGUGCACAGAGCUCGCGGCGAAGCAGCGCAGCGAGGGGUUUCUGUACACGGCCGAGUCUUUUGCGCAGGAUAUUGUCAUGUGCUGCGACAACUUCAUCGAGAAGCUCAACAUGACGUGGUACACGGAGAUUGUGGAUGAGUUUGCGACGUUCCUCGACUCGAAUCUGCAGCGGCAGAAGCUGGCAGCCACGGCGACGUCGCAGCUCUCCCUCACGGGGCCGCCGCCACUUGAUCAGGCUCAAAUCGAUCACCUCUACACGUCCUCAGACGCCCUCAUGCAGGUGCAGCUCAGCACCUUGCUCCAGGAGAUGAUGACUGACUUCUCGGUUGAGCUGACGCCGUCUGGGCUGGAAGACAUGCCCACAUUCAUUGUCAAGCUCGUCCUCGCAGACGGAGGGAUGGCAAUUGAACCGUCCCUGGAGCAGGUCACGGCCAAGCUGACAGCCACCAUUGACAGCAUCACAAACAGUUGCCACGAGAUCAUCACGAUUCGCAGCUGGCUGGCGGGCACUGCGCAGCCGCUGAAGAUCACGCUUGACCCGGCCUGUGUCCACGCAGCAAAGCAGCGCCUCACCGCCUUUGCAAAGGAGCUUGUAGGCCCUGUGCAGGCGACGCUGGCUGAGAUGGGGCGGUUUGAGGCACUGCUGCCGUAUGGCGAGAAGGAGGAAGAGAUUGAGGAGUUCCUUGCCGAGCAGUGGUCCUUUGACGAUUUCAAGGACAUGCACGCAUCCGUCCUCGCCGUAAAGGCUGAGCUGCUUGAGUUCAGCAACCACGUGUCUUGUCCAUCUGUCGAGGUGAACCGCACACAGCUCCGCGACGCCCUCAUCGCCAGGUGCGAGGAGCUGUCCACGCGUCUGCUGCAAGCGUUGGCUGAGCGCCACGUUGCAGAGUGCCGCGACAUUUGCAAGCGGUUUGAGACCAUCUCGAAGAAAGCGCUGACGGAGCCCGAAGACAGCAAGGAGAUGUUCGCCCUCAUGGCCUACAUGGACAAGGUGCGGGCUGAGGAGCUCGAGGAGCUGAAGACGCGUAUCACCAUGCGGCAGAAGCGCAUGGCGUUCCUGCUCGAGACAUACGAGCUCGCCCCAGACCAGAUGAACCUGAACAGCCAGACGGUGACGUGGCCAACGCGCAUCCUGCCUGUGUUCGACGAGAACGCCGUCCUGCUGGAGCGGGUGAAGACGCGAACGGAGCAGCAGCUCAUGUCGAAGAAGGAGAAAGUGCUGCUUGAGCUUGAGAAGAUUCGCAAGCGCCUGGCCGAGCUUGAGGAAGCAAAUGACAUGAAGGCCAUCGGCGCAUAUGUCAAGGAGGUGCAGUCGCUCCAGCGCAAACUCCACGAGCUCACCUCACAGGUCACGUUCAUCAACAAAGAGGAGCAGCUGUUUGGCUGGGAGCCGAGCCAGUACCCGGCCAUUCAAGAACUGCUUUUCGAGUGCGAACCGUUUGACUCCCUCUUCUCCACCACCUUCACCUGGCAGAAGACGCUUCGCCGCUGGCUCGAGGGCCCGUUUACGGAGCUUGACCCAGACAAGGUGCUGGAGCAGCUGGACGACUUCUGGCGGCAGUUCUACAAGAAGGCGAAGAGCUAUGGCGCAGACACCAACAUGUACAAGAUCUGCGACAACGUCAAGGUGGAGGUCCAGUCGUUCAAGCAGCACAGCAACCUCAUUCAGGUAAUCUGCAACCCCGGGCUGCGAGAGCGCCACUGGACAAAGAUGUCGAAGAUUGUCGGCAAAAACAUCAUGCCAGACUCCUCGAGCACGUUGCAGCAGUUCCUGGACAUGAACCUGGAGAAACACAUGGAGGAGCUUGAGGGCGUGUCUGGUGCAGCUUCGAAGGAGUACUCGCUGGAGAAGGCCAUGGACCGCAUGCACGCGGAGUGGGAACCAAUGGAGUUUGGCCUCACAGAAUACAGAGACACUGGUGUGCAUAUCCUGUCGAGUGUGGAUGAGAUUCAGACCAUGCUGGACGACCACCUCGUCAAGACCCAAACCAUGCGCAGCUCCCCGUUCAUCAAACCGUUCCAGGAGCGCAUCACGGCUUGGGAGAAGCUGUUGGUGACGACGCAAGACAUCAUCGACGGCCUGCUCAAGGUCCAGGCCACGUGGCUCUACCUCGAGCCCAUCUUCAGCUCGCCAGACAUCAUGGCGCAGAUGCCCAAGGAGGGGGACCUGUUCACGCAGGUCGACCGCUCCUUCCGGCGCAUCAUGGGCCACUGCGGCGACGAUCCGCACGUGCUCGCCACAUGCAGCAUUGACGGCCUUCUCGACACCGUCAACAGCGCAAACGACAUGCUCGAGCUCAUCCUCAAAGGACUCAACGAGUAUCUGGAGAAGAAGCGCCUGUUCUUUGCUCGCUUCUUCUUCCUCUCCAACGACGAGAUGCUGGAGAUUUUGUCCGAGACCAAGGACCCAAAGCGCGUGCAGCCGCACCUCAAGAAAUGCUUCGAAGGCAUCCGGCGCCUCGUGUUCACUGACGAGCUUGACAUCCAGACGAUGGUCAGUUCCGAGGGCGAGAACGUGGACCUGACAGAGACCAUCUCCACCGCAGCAGCGCGUGGGCAGGUGGAGAAGUGGCUGCUGGAGCUUGAGGGCAUGAUGCGUCGCUCUGUGCGCGAUCAGAUUGUCAUGGCGCUCGAGGCAUACACGCGCACGGAGCGCAAGGAGUGGGUGCAGCAGUGGCCGGGCCAGGUUGUCAUCUGCGUCGGCCAGACCUACUGGACCACGGGCGUGCACGAAGCCAUCCGCGCGGGCCCAAAGGGGCUUGCCGACUACUGCGACAAGCUUGAGUCUGACCUGCAGGACAUUGUUGCGCUGGUGCGCGGCAAGCUGCCCAAGCAGGUGCGUACGACGCUUGGUGCCCUGGUCACGCUCGAUGUGCACGCGCGCGAUGUGACGAUUGACCUCAAGAACAAGGGCGUCACCAGCGACGCCGACUUCCAGUGGCUGUGCCAGCUGCGCUACUACUGGGAGAACGAUCAGGUAAUGGUCAAGAUGAUCAACUCCGUAUGCGACUACGGCUACGAGUACCUGGGCAACUCGUUCCGCCUCGUCGUCACGCCGCUCACAGAUCGCUGCUACCGCACGCUGAUUGGCGCAUACGCCCUCCAUCUUGGCGGUGCACCCGAAGGCCCCGCCGGCACCGGCAAGACUGAGACUGUCAAAGAUCUCGCAAAGGCCCUCAGCGUCCAGUGUGUCGUCUUCAAGUACGCCACACGCUCCGAUGGUCUUGACUACAAGGCGAUGGGCAAGUUCUUCAAGGGCCUUGCCUCUGCCGGCGCGUGGGCGUGCUUUGACGAGUUCAACCGCAUCGACCUCGAGGUGCUCUCUGUCGUUGCACAGCAGAUUCUGCAGAUCCAGCGCGCCGUGGAGACGGGCAUGGAGCGGUUUAUGUUUGAGGGCACGCAGCUGAGCCUCAACCCCAAGUGCAACUCAUACAUCACCAUGAACCCCGGUUACGCCGGCCGUUCCGAGCUGCCAGACAACCUCAAGGUGCUCUUCCGCACCGUGGCCAUGAUGGUGCCAGACUACGCCAUGAUCGCUGAGAUUAUGCUCUACUCGUUUGGCUUUGUCAACGCGCGGCCCAUGAGUGUGAAGAUCACCACCACAUACAAGCUGUGCUCGGAGCAGCUGUCGUCGCAGUUCCACUACGAUUACGGCAUGCGCGCCGUCAAGGCUGUGCUGUCCGCUGCCGGCAACCUCAAGCUUGCGUACCCGGAGGAAGACGAAGGCAUUCUGAUCCUGCGUGCCAUCGUAGACGUCAACCUGCCCAAGUUCCUCUCGCAUGACAUCCCGCUCUUCAACGGUAUCAUCUCCGACCUCUUCCCCGGUGUUGAGCUGCCAAAGCCAGACUACUCUGAGCUGUUCAGCACGGCGCGCGCCGUGUGCAAAGAGCGUGAUCUGCAGGCCACAGACACCUUCCUGGAAAAGCUUGCACAGAUGUACGAGAUGAUGAUUGUUCGUCACGGGUUUAUGCUCGUCGGCGAACCUUUUGCCGCCAAGACCACCGUCCUCAAGGUACUGGCGCGGUCGCUGUCGCUGCUGGCGGAGGCGCAUGCCGGCGAGAUGCAGGACGACGACGAGCCCUUGUACCGCGGUGUGGAGUAUCGAAUCAUCAACCCCAAGUCCAUCACGCUGAGCCAGCUGUACGGCAGCUUCGACCCCGUCUCUCACGAGUGGUCAGACGGCGUGCUUGCCACAUCCUUCCGCAUGCUCGCAAGCGACCCAAGCCCAACAAGAAGGAAGUGGACGGUGUUUGAUGGCCCCGUUGAUGCCGUGUGGAUUGAGAACAUGAACACCGUGCUCGACGACAACAAGAAGCUGUGCCUCAUGUCUGGUGAGAUUAUCGGGCUCUCCGACACCAUGUCCAUGAUCUUCGAGACAAUGGACCUGUCCCAGGCAUCGCCAGCCACCGUGUCCCGUUGCGGUAUGAUCUACCUUGAGCCGUCACAGCUGGGCUGGCGCCCACAUGCGGACUCGUGGCUGCAGACGCGACCGGAGUACAUCUCUCAGGCGCUCAGGGAUCUGCUGAGCCAGCUCCUGGACACGUUUGUGCCGGCUGGUGUGGAGUUUGUGCGCAAGCAUCUGCGGCAGUAUGUUGAGGUUGCGGACAUUAUGUUUGUGCACUCGCUCUUCCGCCUUCUCGACAGCUCCAUGCAGUCCGAGUUCGAGAAUGAGAGCAACGUCAAGAUCCUGGAAGGGUGGGUGAAGGGCGUGUUUCUAUUCAGCUUCAUCUGGUCGUUCGGUGCCAGCACAGACAACACGGGCCGCCCCAAGUUUGACCAGUUCCUCCGCGAGCUCUACUCCAACCAGAACGAGGAGUACCCGUGCCCGGUCAAGUUUGAUGUGACGCUGCCGGAGGAAGGGCUGGUGUACGACUACCUGUUUGAGCUCAAGGGCAAGGGCAAGUGGAUGAAGUGGACUGCAACUGCCCCAACAGACCUGAAACUUCGCACGGGCCAACAGCUCAAGGAUGCGAUUGUGCCGACGAUGGACACCAUCCGGUACAAGUACCUCAUGGACAUCAGCAUCAAGAACAAGGUGCCGCUGCUGUUCGUCGGGCCCACGGGCACGGGCAAGUCCGUGUACAUCAAGGAGAAGAUCAUGCAGGAGCUGGACAAGGACACGUUCGUGCCGCUCUUCCUGACCUUCUCUGCGCGAACCACGUCGACGCAGACACAAAACUUCAUCAUGUCGAAGCUCGACAAGCGGCGCAAGGGUGUGUUUGGCCCGCGCAUGGGCAAGCAGUGCAUUGCGUUUGUGGAUGACCUGAACAUGCCCGCCGUCGAGGUGUACGGUGCACAGCCGCCCAUUGAGCUGCUGCGCCAAUUCCUUGACCACGGCUUCUGGUACGACCUCAAGGACACCACCAAGAUGAAACUUCAGGACGUGCAGUUCAUCUCUGCGAUGGGUCCACCUGGCGGCGGCCGCAACCACAUCACAACUCGCAUGCUUCGCCACGUCAACCUCGUGUCCAUCACGGAGUUUGAUGACGAGACGAUGACGCGCAUCUUCUCCACCAUCCUGACAAAGGCUUUCAAAGACGGCCACUUCUCCAUGGAGCUGCAGGCCUUUACGAAGAACCUGGUGUCGGCCACGCUGCACGUGUACAAGAGCGCCAUUGCAUCGCUGCUGCCCACCCCGGCCAAGUCGCACUACACAUUCAACCUCCGCGAUUUCGCGCGCGUUGUGAACGGCAUCGUCCUCAUGAAAGGCUCGCAUGCUGGCGACAAGAACAAGAUGUGCCGGCUGUGGACGCACGAGGUGCUGCGCGUGUUUGGCGAUCGCCUUGUUGAUGACAACGACCGUCAAUGGCUCUUCUCGCUCGUGCAAGACACCGUCAAGUCGGAGUUCAAGCUGUCCUUUGACGGCGUGUUUGAGCAACUCAAGCCCGAGCGCGGCAAGAUGGACUUUCACGACUUUGGCAAGCUCAUGUUUGGAGACUUUGCGGACCUCGAUUCCAACGACCGCAUCUAUGAUGAGCUGCAGGAUCUGGACGCGUUGACAGACACGGUGAAGAGUGCGCUGGAGGAGUACAACAACAUCAACAAGACACCGAUGGAUUUGAUCAUCUUCCGCUAUGUCCUUGAGCACCUGUGCCGCAUCAGCCGCGUGCUGAAGCAAGCUGGCGGCCAUGCCUUGCUCGUGGGUGUUGGCGGGUCGGGCCGGCAGAGCGUCACGCGUCUCGCCGCGCACAUUGCCGACUACGCCGUGUUCCAGCCCGAGAUUACGAAGCAGUAUGGUGACGAGGAGUGGAUGGACGACAUCAAGCGCCUGAUGAGGAAGGCCGGCAUGGAGGACAAGCCAACCGUGUUCCUGCUCUCCGACUCACAGAUCAAGCAAGAGAGCAUGCUUGAGGACGUGGAUGCGCUGCUGAACAGCGGCGAAGUCGCCAACAUCUUCCCGCCCGACGAGAAGGGCGAAAUCUGCGAGGCCGUUCGGCCGAGUGCGCAGGAGCUUGACCCCUCUGCCGAGCUCACCCCGGUUGACCUGUACGCCUACUUUAUCAGCCGCUGCCGUGACAACCUACACAUUGUGCUGGCCUUCUCGCCCAUCGGCUCGUCAUUCCGCAACCGCCUGCGCAUGUUCCCCUCGCUGGUCAACUGCUGCACCAUUGACUGGUUCCAACCGUGGCCUGCGGAGGCCCUGCAGCUGGUGGCGGAAACAUUCGUGGCCGAUAUCGAGAUGUCGGAUGAGGACAAGGCAGCCGUCGUCAACCUCUGCCAGUACUUUGACAUCUCAAGUCGAUCGCUGUCCCAGCGGUUCUUGAACGACCUGCACCGACACACGUACAUCACGCCAACCUCCUUCCUUGAGCUCGUCAAGGCCUUCAAGUCCCUGCUCGGCAAGAAGCGAGACGAGAUCAUGAAGGUGAAGAACCAGUACACGACUGGCCUUGACAAGCUUGAGUUUGCUGCGAGCCAGGUAGCCACCAUGCGACAGGAGCUUGAGGACCUGCAGCCCAAACUCGCGCAGGCGCAGGUGGACAACGCCAACAUGAUGGAGCAGAUCAACAAGGAGUCUGAAGAGGCAGCGGCCAUCGAGGUGAACGUCAAGAAGGACGAGGCGUUUGUGGCCGAGAAGACGGCAAUUGCGCAGAAGGAAAAGAACGAGUGCGAGGAGCUGCUUGCAGAGGCCGUGCCGGCGCUUGAGGCGGCACUGGAGGCCCUCAACACGCUGAAGAAGCCCGACAUUGACGUGAUCAAGACCAUGAAAUCGCCGCCGGCUGGUGUGAAGCUGGUCAUGGAGGCCGUGUGCGUCAUGAAGGACGUCAAGCCAGAGAAGAUCACAGACAGCGCCGGCAAGAAGCAACUUGACUACUGGGGCCCAGCGAAGAAGAUGAUUGGCGACAUGAAGUUCCUGCAGUCGCUCAAGGACUACGACAAGGACAACAUCCCGCCCAAGACCAUGGCCAUCAUUCGCGACAAGUACAUCCCCAACGAGAACUUUGUGCCGGAGAAGGUGGCCAAAGCCUCCAGCGCUGCGGAGGGCCUGUGCAAGUGGAUUCGCGCCAUGGAGGUUUACGACCGCGUGGCCAAGGUCGUGGCGCCGAAGCGAGAGGCCCUCAAGCAGAAGGAGGCGGAGGUGGGUGAGCUCUCUGCUGUGCUGAAGCAAAAACGCGACGAGCUCAAAGCCGUGCAAGACCGUGUUGCGAACCUCAACAAGCAGCUGGAGGAGAAGGUGCAGGAGAAGCAGGACUUGGAGGCAAAGGUUGACCUCUGUGCAAUGAAACUCGACAGGGCACAGAAGCUCAUCGGAGGUCUUGGCGGUGAGAAGAAGCGGUGGAGCGAGGCAGCAGAGUCGCUGCAGGCGGCUUACGACAACCUCACGGGCGACAUUCUCGUGUCGUCUGGCGUCAUUGCAUAUCUUGGCCCGUACACAUCCGUGUACCGCCAAGAGACGGUGAUCGAGUGGGUCAAGGAGUGCCGCGCGCAGAAGCUCACUUGCAGUGACAACUUCAGCCUCAGCACCACCCUAGGCAACCCAGUCAAGAUAAGGUCGUGGAACAUUGACGGGCUGCCCACUGACGGCUUCUCUGUCGACAACGGCGUGAUGCUGGAGAAUUCACGGCGGUGGCCACUCAUGAUUGACCCGCAGGGCCAAGCAAACAAGUGGAUCAAGAACAUGGAGAAGGACAACAACUUGUCUGCCAUCAAGCUGACAGAUGGGACGUUCAUGCGCACCCUUGAGAACGCCAUCCAGUUUGGCACGCCAGUCCUGCUGGAAAAUGUUGGCGAGGAGCUUGACCCUGCGCUCGAGCCGCUACUCCAGAAGUCCACCUUCAAGCAGGGCGGUGUUGUGUGCAUCAAGCUCGGCGAGAACGUGCUUGAGUACUCGCAGGACUUCCGCUUCUACAUCACGACCAAGCUGCCCAACCCGCACUACCUGCCCGAGACAGCGACGAAGGUCACGCUCAUCAACUUCAUGAUCACGCUCGAGGGCCUCGAAGACCAGCUGCUCGGUCUGGUUGUUGCAAAGGAGCAGCCGGCACUGGAGGAGGAGCGGCAAAAGUUGAUUGUCGUCUCUGCAGAGAACCAGCGCCAAUUGAAGGAAAUUGAGGCCAGGAUCCUUGAAACGCUCUCAUCAUCCGAGGGCAACAUUUUGGAGGAUGAAGACGCCAUCAAAGUGCUUGAUGACGCAAAGAUUCUCUCAGACCAGAUCCAGGAGAAGCAGCGGGCUGCUGAGGCGACGCAGAAGAAGAUCAGCGAGAACCGGCGUGGGUACAAGCCCGUCGCCUCCCACUCUGCCGUUCUCUUCUUCGUCAUUGCCGACUUGGCAAACAUUGACCCCAUGUACCAGUACUCGCUCACUUGGUUUGUCAACCUCUACCUCGCCUCCAUCGCUCAGAGCACCAAGAGCAAACAGCUGGAAAAGCGGUUGCGGUAUUUGACGGACCACUUCACGUACAACCUCUACUGCAACGUCUGCCGCUCGCUGUUUGAGAAGGACAAGCUUCUGUUUGCCUUCCUCCUCUGCACGUCCCUCCUCAAGUCAAGGUCUCAGCUUGAGCAAACGGAGCUGAUGUUCUUCCUGACGGGCGGUGUUGGGCUGGACAACAAGCGGCCCAAGCCGGAUCAGCCCUGGAUCCAACAGAAGAUGUGGGACGAGCUGUGCAGGAUGUCAGACCUCCCCGCCUUCAAGAAGCUUGGCUUCCUCGAGAAAUUUGAGCAAGACCCGGGCCAGUGGCAGUACAUCUACGACAGCAAGCUGCCGCACACGGAGGAGCUGCCUGCGCCAUGGCAGGGCGACCUCAGCGAGUUCCAGCGCAUGAUCCUCGUGCGUGUGCUGCGCCCGGACAAGGCUGUGCCGCUCGCUCGCCGCUUCGUGGACGCCAAGCUUGGGCAGAAGUUCACAGAGCCGCCGCCGUUUGACCUUGGCAAGUCGUACAAUGACUCCAUCUGCACACAGCCGCUCAUCUUCGUCCUCUCCCCAGGCGCUGAUCCCAUGGCCUCCCUCCUCAAAUUUGCAGAGGCGUCUGGAUUUGGCGGGGAAAAGUUCAACGCCAUCUCUCUCGGCCAGGGCCAGGGACCGUUCGCUGAGAAGAUGAUCGAAGAGGCGCGAGAGAAAGGCCACUGGGUUGCGCUGCAGAACUGUCACCUUGCCGUGUCGUGGAUGCCAGCUCUCGAGCGCAUAUGCGAAGAGUUUUCGACAGAGAACACACACGAGGACUUCCGUCUCUGGCUCACCUCAUAUCCGAGCGACAAGUUCCCCGUCGCUGUCCUCCAGAAUGGCGUGAAAAUGACCAACGAACCACCAACGGGCCUGCGCAUGAACAUGCUGCAGUCGUAUCUGACAGACCCCAUCUCAGACACAGACUUCUUCAACAGGCUUGAAGCGUCGCCGAAGAAGCACGAGGCGUUCCAGAAGCUUCUCUUUGGCCUCUGCUUCUUCCACGCCCUCGUGCAGGAGCGCAGGAAGUUCGGUCCACUUGGUUGGAACAUUCCUUAUGGCUUCAACGAAAGCGAUCUCCGCAUCAGCGUCCGCCAGCUCAACAUUUUCAUUGACGAGUAUGACGAGCUGCCGUACGAUGCGCUUCAGUACCUGACCGGCCAGUGCAACUAUGGUGGCCGCGUCACAGACGACUGGGACAGGCGGUGUCUUGUAAGCAUCCUCAACAACACGUUUGCACCUCCAGCCGUGGAGAAGAUCAAGUACAAGUUUUCUGAGAGCGGCACCUACUACGUCCCGCCAGCCAACGGCUACCAGAGCUUUGUUGACUUCAUCCGGGAACUCCCUGUCGACCAACCACCAGAGGCAUUCGGAAUGCACGACAACGUGGAUAUUUCAAAGGAUCUGCAGGAAACAAAGCAGCUGUUUGACUCCUGCUUGGCAACACAAAAAGGCGCGGCCACGACAACAACUGGCGACGCCAAGCCCGAAGACAUUCUCGACGGCAUCGCCUCGGAUAUCCUGGACAAGCUGCCUGCUGCGUUUGACCUGGAAGCUGCGCUCAAGAAGUACCCGACACGCUAUGAAGAGAGCAUGAACACCGUCCUGGUCCAGGAGAUGCAGCGCUUCAACCGCUUGCUGGAGUGCAUCCUGACGUCGCUUACGGAACUGCGCAAGGCCAUCAAGGGCGUCGUGCUCAUGUCGCCCGAUCUUGAGCGGGUGUCUCGCUCCCUCACCAUUGGAAAGGUGCCAGACAUGUGGAUGGCCAAGUCGUACCCGUCCCUGAAGCCGCUUGGAAGCUACAUUUCAGACUUCCUUAAGAGGCUGGAGUUCUUGCAGCACUGGUAUGACAACGGGAAGCCGCCCGUUUUUUGGAUUUCGGGCUUCUACUUCACGCAGGCGUUCCUCACGGGUGCGCUGCAGAACUUCGCGCGCAAGUACACUAUCCCCAUUGACAUUCUCGGCUUUGACUUUGAGGUGCUGCGGGAGCACGUGGAUCAGACCGUUCCACCAGAGGACGGCGUGUACAUCAACGGCCUCUUCCUCGACGGCGCAAGGUGGGAUGCGGCCGAGCACGCGCUUGGAGAGUCGUUCCCCAAAGUGCUUUUUGACGAAGUUCCGACCAUUUGGCUCAAGCCUGGAAAGAUGGCUGAGAUUGAGCCUUGUGCAACCUACACGUGUCCGGUGUACAAGACGAGCGAGCGUCGCGGUACGCUCUCGACAACCGGACACUCGACAAACUACGUUUUGCCCAUCAAGCUUCCAUCAAAGCACCCGGAGGAUCACUGGAUUCGACGCGGUGUGGCCAUGAUCUGCCAGCUCGACGAUUAG